Amphiprion ocellaris (clown anemonefish) is the source of this 2724-nucleotide messenger RNA. RefSeq names its product cathepsin 12 (gene cts12). The transcript is spliced from 7 exons. Gene Ontology annotation, biological process: immune response. Gene Ontology annotation, molecular function: cysteine-type endopeptidase activity. NCBI's taxonomy places the organism in Eukaryota, Metazoa, Chordata, Actinopteri, Pomacentridae. The record is from RefSeq and is a predicted model, not a curated record. Gene Ontology annotation, cellular component: lysosome. Bases 31 to 1167 code for a protein of 378 amino acids.
AGUCUGUCACCGUUCACUCGCUGUCAGAAUAUGGGAAGAAAACAAACUCGCAUCUGUGCAGACCAGCAGGCCUGCUCCCUGCUGAGGGCUGCUCUGCUCUCCAUCCUGCUGUGCGGCCCCCAACAUGUGCUGUCAGACUCGGACGAGGCGGCUUUGACUGAGUGGGAGGUCUGGAAAAGCAGCCACGGUAUAAGCUACGAUGAAUCGGACGACAUGCACAGGAGGGCCAUCUGGGAGGAGAACAAGCGUUUGAUUGAAGACAGUAAUCAAGGGUUUUUCAUGGGAAUCAGGCCUUUCUCUAUGGCCAUGAAUAAAUAUGGAGACCUCACAAAACAAGAAUACCAGAUUUUGCAAGGUGCCAACAUAAACGCCCAGUUCGUAAGGAGAGGAAGGGAAGUCUCAGCCUGGAGACUGCGUCACAAUGCAAAGAAGUUUGAUUCCUGGUUUGUCGACUACAGAAAAAUGGGUUAUGUCACUGAAGUUAAAGAUCAGGGUUACUGUGGCUCAUGCUGGGCCUUCAGCACUACAGGAGCUAUAGAAGGACAAAUAUACAAGAAGACAGGUCAGUUGGUAUCCCUGAGUGAGCAAAACCUAGUGGACUGCUCCAAACAGUACGGAACUUAUGGGUGCAGCGGUGCGUGGAUGGCCAAUGCCUACGACUAUGUGGUGAACAACGGGCUGCAGUCGACAAACACCUACCCAUACACCUCAGUGGUGAGACUCAGCCUGCUAGCCUGCCCAAGACUAAACGAUACUGUUCAGCCUGCAGUUUACAUUUAUUUCUCUCAACAGGACACCCAGCCCUGUUACUACGACAGCAGACUCGCAGUUGCUCACAUCAAAGACUACAGGUUCAUACCCAAAGGAGAUGAACAGGCGUUGGCUGAUGCUGUGGCAACUAUCGGGCCCAUCACAGUAGCCAUCGAUGCAGAUCAUUCCAGUUUCCUCUUCUACAGCUCAGGAAUAUACGACGAGCCCAACUGUAACCCGAAUAACCUGAGUCAUGCAGUGUUGCUGGUCGGCUAUGGUUCAGAAGACGGCCAAGACUACUGGAUCAUCAAAAACAGUUGGGGAUCCAGCUGGGGUGAAGGCGGUUAUAUGCGACUGAUCCGGGAUGGCAGAAACACCUGUGGCAUUGCCAGCUACGCCCUGUACCCUAUUCUGUGAUUGUGAUACGAUGCUACAGUGCUAAUGCCCUUCCACUGGACUGGAGCUCCAGAAAACAUUAGUCAGUGCUGAUGCAAGCCAUCUUUGUACUCCUAUCAUGCAUAUUUUAUCAACCUUUAUGACAGUAUAGCUAAAUGUUUGUGCAAAGAUUCACAUCAACCUUUGCCAGUGAAAACAUGGCUUCUCUCAGGGAUGUAGAACACACACAAGCCUGGGUGGCUCAAUAUUCAUAUAAUAUUAGCAUUUAAUUGGUUCGUCAAACUUGCCAAGUGCAGCUUAAAUAAGUUGGUAACAGCAGAAUAUUCAUGGACCCAGUAGUUCAACCACAUUAUGCAAACUAUUAUAUAGCACAUCUGACCAUGCAACAAUUUAUUAGCUACACUAUGUGUUUUGCAUUGAUAAAUUAACAAUUAACUAAGUACAAUAAAUCAGACAUUUAAAUGAGAUGCAAUUAUCCAUUUGCAAACUAAUGAUAAACAAACAUCAAGAACAAAAAGGCAAACAGGGUGAAGUAAGUUUUAAACCCAUUUUUGAUUUGAAUUCAUUUUGAUUGGGCAUAUUGAAUAAAAUCAGUGAAGUUUUGACAGAGGUAACAACACACCUCCAUAUACAAACUGCUCAAUUCAAUACACACCAAACAAGACAAAUGGGCAUAUUUUGUGUAACAAGUCUGUUCACCGAUUUUAGGACCUUUCUCCACUUUGCCUCGUUCUAAAGUUCAGGAUUUAGCUUUGUUUUGUAAAGGUCUGGUCACCUUCAUGGGAGAAUCCUAACAACUGCUGGCUUCACCCACCAGGACACUGUAAUUUGUGCAAAAUUUUCAAGUUAAGUCUGAUUAAUUUUGACAGUUAACCUUUACAAAGCUGACAAUUCUGACCUCUAAAGAAAUGGAAAGCUGGAGAGUCCAAAAUAGACAGCUGUGCCAACAAAUUCACUUUUAUCUAACCUCCUCUGUCAAAGUGUUUCACCAACAGUUUGCACCACCGUGAGCCAGUUUUCAAUUAGCAAAUGAACCUUUUCCCCUCUUUUGUAAAACUCUUUUGAAUGACACGAUGCUUUUUUUCAUAUCAAUAAUAUAAUUAAUAUUGUCUAGUUUGUAGAAUAGGGUCUAAUUAGACUGUUGUUUUUAUUAGAAUUGACAUCUCCUCUGUCUGUCCACUUGAUAACCAAAGUGUAGUUUUUGGCGACUGUUUUUUGUCCAGGUGUACAAUGUCUGGCAGAUGUUUGGAUUUGCAGCCAUGCUGAUUUUGUAAACUGUACCAAAUACAAUAAAUCAGUCAGCAUGUGGAUACUGAUUCAUGGAACCAUAUCAGUCACAGUUUUAUUUGUAAUUUUCAUGUUAUAUUGCCAGACUGCAAAAUAUUAGUCUUUUUGUUACAAUAGCAUUAUGUUAAUAUAACACAUAUACUUAUUAUUCUAUCACAUAUUGAAGAUAAAAAAUGGUCUUUUUUUGAAUUGUCAGUGCAAAUAAUCCUUUUACAUCUGUAUUUUAUUUUCUAUUGGAGAUUUUUGAUGCCUUUGUUAAUCAGCUGUAAUAAACUAUUUUUCAUCAGCUGA